Stylonychia lemnae is the source of this 3768-nucleotide messenger RNA. The record is from the annotation of a GenBank genome assembly. NCBI's taxonomy places the organism in Eukaryota, Ciliophora, Spirotrichea, Sporadotrichida, Oxytrichidae.
AUGAUAAAUUCUACUAUCUAAACUGAUUGGAUUAAAUAAGGUAUAAAGAUUAUAGCAGAAUGUAGCCUAUUAGAAAAUAAUGCAAACUUCGGUGACAUUACACUUAGGAAUGUAACACUUUAUGGAGAGAAAUAUUUGACUAUCUCAGAACCAAUGAUUUUCAUAAAUAGUAUCAACAACAUCACAGUAGAUUAGUGUAGCUUUAAAUCUUACACUAAGCUGGGAGAUCCUAAUCUGCAUCAAGUUUUAAUCGAUUCAGUUGACAGUUGUAUGGUUACUGAUAUAAAUGAUAAAAGAAUAAGAUAUCUAAACUACACUAAUAAUUAUUAAACAACCGAAACUAAAGACUGGCAAGAUUCGGUUUCUCUAGUUUCUAUUUAAAUUGGUAGAGGAGGUGACUAGGUUAGGAAAAUUGUUGAAAUAAUUGAAAACAUAACUGUUGAGAAUGCUCAUUCUCAUAGAGACUUUGUGAAAAUUGGAUCAUUUUUACCAAGUCUUACUUUAAAGAAUUUUUUCUUUAAAAAUGCGGUAUUACACUAUCAGCCUACUUAUGGAGUUAAUGCUACUCUAAAUGGCGAUCUUUAUGUUAAAAGGGUAUUCAAAACUUAAAGAAUUGUCUUUGAGAAUGUGAUUGUCAAAAAUAUUCAUUAUGCUUAUUAAUUAAAGGUCAUGAGCUAUUUCUUAAGGAUAGAUGUGCUUGAACUUUAUGAGAACUCUUUAAAUUCUACAAUCACUAAUUUGAGUUAUGUUGAUAAUUCAAUUAACUUCAUUAGGUUUAAAGGUUAUCAACUAGCAGGAAUUAGAACCCCUAUUAAUUAUCAGUUUAAGUUUGAAAAUAUGAAGAUUCAAGACAAUCAAAUGGAAGAUGGAAUGAGUAUCUUUGAAUUUGAUUCUUAUGUGAACACUUUGAAUCUUAGAAUAGUUAUAUCCAAAGCAAUCUUCAGAAAUAAUACUUUUAAGUCAAAUGGAAAUUUAAUUCUCGCCACUUGUAAUGAUCAAUCUCCAAUCUUAAUUCAGGAAUCUAAAUUUAUUGAAAAUAUUAGAGCUCAGAUUUUGCUUUAGGCAACAGAUAAAGAAUAUGUUAAAUUACCUUUGUAGUUAAUGAUAGUUGCAUCUGAAUUUAUUAGAAAUCAGCCGAUUGUUGAUGCUAUGAUUAAACUUAAAACAAACUCUAAAUUAUUUGUCUAUGAUUCUUAUUUUAAGGAAAACUAUUCUAAUUCUAGAGGCAGUGUGAUCUUUGGAGAUUUUGAAAAUACAGAGAGUUUUAUCCACAAUUCAACUUUUGUCAAUAACUUUGCAUAGACUGGAGGAGUAUUUUACUCUUGGUACAAUAGUAGUAUAAUAUUCGAGCAUUGCAAAUUUUAUCAAAACUUCGCAAAUAAAGGAGGCAUUGGAUAUAUCAAAGACAAAGCCACAAUUAAAAUAAAAAACUCAAUUAUUAAAUAGAACUAUGCCUAAUACUCAAAUAUUUUUUUGUUGGAAAAUUCUUUUGAAGAUACUUCAAUAAUUCAAGAUACAUUAAUUUAGGAAAAUUAAUCUAAAAAAAUUACUGAUUUUUUGAAAAAUUUCUCUUCAUUUUAAUACUUAAUGGCAAUCAUCAAUGAGAUUGGUGACUAAGAGUAGAGCAAUAGUUUUGACAUUAGAAAUGGAUUAUUAACUCUAUUGAAUUGUUAGAAUGAUAAUUACUUCUUUUCAGCCACAUAAGCUGUGAUAAAUAUAAACAAUUCAAACUUUGAAUAAUUUGCUUAUCAAGAUGCUUUAAAGAAUACCUUGCCUCUAUUUCAACUUGCUCUUAAUACAGAACUUUAUAUUUUAAGGACCAACUUUUCCCAAAUAGAUAUAAACAUCAUUGAAAUGACUUAUUCUACCCUCUAAAUGUAAGGUGGCUCAAUUAGAUCUUUGAAAGACAUGACUUGUAACUAUAAGAUUUUGAAUUCAACAUUUUCAAAAAAUUAAGCUUUGAUUUAAGGAGGUGUGAUAAAUUAUAACAAAUAAAGACCAGAUAAUCUAGAUUCUAAUAUUUUUAUCAAUAAUUAUGCACCCUACGGUCCAAAUAUUUCAAGUUUUGCAAUUAGUAUUAGAUUAAAUUAAAGUCUUUAUUAAAAUGUGGCAAGUGGCUAGGACUUCAACUAAUCUAUUGAAGCAGAAUUAGUAGAUUUUGAUGAUCAAGUGAUGAUUGUAGAUUAACUUUCUACAUUGAUAAUUUCAGAGAUUGACGGCUUAGUUCAAGGUUAAAGAGUAGUCAAAGUUACGAAUGGAAAGACUGUAUUUAAUAGUCUCACAUUUAUCGUCUACAUUGACUUCAGGAUGUGCUUGAUAGGAGAAUAUGAAUUAAAUAAUUAAUGCAUUAUCUGCGAACAUGGCUACUUCUCUUUGAUUUAAGGGUCCUAUGAGUGCAAAGAAUGCCCAGAUAAUGCUGAAUGCCCUGGAGGAUCAAGAAUAAUAGUAGAGAGUGGGUUCUGGAGAUCAUCUAAUUAAUCUUCAACAAUAUUAUAAUGCUUGAAUAAAAAAGCAUGUAAGGGUGGUGAAUAUUAAUAAUAAGAUGAUAGCAAUCUUUGUAAAACUGGUCAUGGAGGAAAUCUAUGCGAAAGAUGUCUUGAUAUUAAUGGGACUAGAUAAACUAAGUCUUUUUCAAAUGACUGCGAACCCUGCCCAAAAAUCCAUGUAAAUGCAUUACUCUUGACAGCUAUAAGCAUUGGAAUUCUGAUCUAUUUGGGUUUGCUAAUAUCCUUAAAUCUUAGAGUUUCCUAGACUAAUAGCAAGGAUAGAUCAACAGUCCUUAAGAUCUUAACAAAUUUUAUCUAAAUGCUCACUAUAACUCUCUCAUUAAAGUUGGAUUGGCCUGUGACGAUGCAAGAUUUUCAUGAUGUUAUUGCUCAAAUUGGUUAAUCUUAAGAUUCUAUUGUAUCAGUUGAUUGUUUCCUUUCAGAGGCAUUACCUUCAAAUGCUGGCCGCUCUCAUAUUUACUUGAAAACAAUUAUUGUUGGUUUAAUGCCAUUAAUGAUAUUUGUGAUGAUUCUUGUAGUAAUGAUACUUUUCAUUAUUUUCUAAAAAAGGAAAUUCGAAAUUUUAAAAAAGUGGCUUAUAGCUAAGUAUAGAUUUAUUUACAGAGGCUUAAAGAAAAAUGUAUUCUAUUGGGAGAUUUUAAACAUUUCAAGGAAACUCUUUAUUGUAAUAGUGAAUGUUGUACUCUAAAAAUCAAUUAAUCUAUUCAAGGCAAUGCUUAUUCUAUUGGUCCUUGUUUCAUUCUUAAGAAUUCAAAUGAGAUACGAGCCAUAUAGAGUUUCAAUUUUAAAUGAACUUGAGAGGAGAGAGAUUUAAACUAAUAUUUUCAUCUAUUUCAUUAAUAAAGAAAAAGACAUAUAAAAGUAUUGGAAUUAAUAAGAUUACAAGGACACAUAAGAUUGUGAUGAAUUAAUGAAUUUACCUCUUGCACUUUAGGAUGAUAUUUUUACCAGUAAUAGGACAACUCUAAGAAACAAAACUAUCAGCUAGUCUGAAAACAAUGUCUUGAGAAAUAUAAAUGGCAUUAAAUAUUAAAAAAAGCAAUCAGUAAUCCCUGAGAGAAAAGUAUCUGGUAACUCUAGGAGAAAAUUACUCAAAUCCAAUAGGAAAAUUAACUUCUCUUCAAUAGAUAAUCAAUAAUUCAAUAUAAACAGCCUAGUCAAAUUCUAGAGCAGAAUGAUUAACCAAAUCAUUUUCAAGAAGAUUAGAUAGUCCAAAAUAAUAUUCCAUAGAAGAAAGUUUAAAAUAAAAAAAGAACCAUGA